AUGGCAACAAAUAACUCAGUAAUUGGUGGUAAGCUGGCAAUAAACAACAUCAAUAAUCGGGUCAUAAUAGUCCAGGUAUUAAUCUCUGUGUUUCUUUGCAUCAACUUUUUGCUAAUCACAACAUUUUUUAUGAAGGAUAUUUUUUACACAACUAUGCGUUACAUCUUAUUUGCGAUUGCACUGUUGUCUGAUUCGCUUUUUUUGUUAAUGACCAAUGCCUUGCUCAUUUUGAAUUAUUUUAGUUUCACCAUACAAGUGUGGUUGUGUGUUAUUAUAUAUAUUGUUUUGUCUGUGUACACAUUUGUCACACCAGUUACUCUGACAGCAAUGACCCUGGAGCGUUUUGUGGCCAUUUGCGUUCCCCUCCGUCAUGCAGAACUGUGCCGAACACAGAGAGCUCUGCACUUCAUCCUGAUCAUUCAUGGUCUGAGCUCUGUUCCCUGCAUUGUUAUUCUUUCUAUUUUCUUUGCUUCAGCAAUCACCAGCUUCUAUACCCAGAGCAGAAUUUGUGCUGUUGAAAUGUUCAUUUUUCACAGAUGGCAGGGUCAUCUUAGGUCAGCUAUAAGUCAGCUUUAUUUCUUGAUUAUGUCCAUCACUAUUGUUUUCUCAUAUGUGCAAAUAAUGAAAGUGGCCAAAGCUGCAUCAGGAGAGAAUAAGAAGUCGACAUGGAAGGGGCUGAGUACAGUGGUUCUUCAUGGUUUCCAGCUGCUGCUGUGUCUUUUUCAGCUCUGGUGUCCAUUUAUAGAGGCUGCUGUCCUGCAGAUUGAUUUUAUGUUAUUCAUCAAUGUGAGGUACUUUAAUUACAUAACCUUUAUUCUUGCUCCAAGAUGUUUGAGUCCUCUAAUUUACGGCCUCAGGGAUGAGAUGUUUGUUAAUGCACUGAAAUACUACGCUCUCUGUGGCUUAUAUAAGAAACAUUCAACAGCUUUUUGA
This is a messenger RNA of Haplochromis burtoni (Burton's mouthbrooder), 933 nucleotides long. Its product is annotated as odorant receptor 131-2-like. Bases 1 to 933 code for a protein of 310 amino acids. NCBI's taxonomy places the organism in Eukaryota, Metazoa, Chordata, Actinopteri, Cichliformes, Cichlidae. Gene Ontology annotation, cellular component: membrane. Gene Ontology annotation, molecular function: G protein-coupled receptor activity. The transcript has a single exon. Gene Ontology annotation, biological process: G protein-coupled receptor signaling pathway. The record is from RefSeq and is a predicted model, not a curated record.